Pieris rapae (cabbage white) is the source of this 3679-nucleotide messenger RNA. RefSeq names its product E3 ubiquitin-protein ligase MARCHF6. Gene Ontology annotation, molecular function: zinc ion binding. Gene Ontology annotation, cellular component: endoplasmic reticulum membrane. Lineage: Eukaryota; Metazoa; Arthropoda; Insecta; Lepidoptera; Pieridae. The record is from RefSeq and is a predicted model, not a curated record. The transcript has 11 exons. The coding region runs from base 193 to 2775 and encodes 860 amino acids.
UGCUGUCUUGACAUCAGUGAUAGUAAUCUGUGAUCCGUCCGAAUUCCGAUGUCGAAUGUCCGAUGUCGAUCUGCAAUAAAUUGUAAAAACAAAUAGGUACGGUAGCAAUCUCUUUUAAUUACAUUGCUACGUGCUGUUUAAUCUAAGCGAAGGUCGUGCAAACGGUGAACCUGACAAACUGGAUUACGAACAAUGAUGGAUUCGGACUUGUCCGGUGCGGACUUUUGCCGUUUCUGUAGAUCAGAGGCUUCUUCCGACCGGCCUCUUUUCCACCCGUGUAUUUGUACAGGAUCUAUAAAAUGGAUCCAUCAAGAAUGUCUAGUACAAUGGAUGCGAUAUUCGCGGAAGGAGAUUUGCGAGCUUUGCGGCCACCGCUUCUCAUUCAUGCCGAUCUAUUCACCAGAUAUGCCUCGAAGGCUUCCAAUUCGUGACGUUGUUGGUGGAUUGGUGACUUCAGUGGCCUCUGCUGUAAAGGAUUGGCUGCACUACACACUCGUCGCUCUCGCCUGGCUUGGGAUCGUCCCUCUGACUGCAUGCAGGACUUAUCGCUGUUUAUUCUCUGGAUCAUUGGACCCUGUUAUAUCUCUACCAUUUGAUAUUGUAUCUGCUGAAAAUUUAGCAAAAGAUGUUUUCUCUGGUUGCUUUGUGGUGACAUGCACACUUUUUGCUUUCAUUGGCCUGGUAUGGUUGAGGGACCAGAUUAUGCAUGGUGGUGGCCCUGAAUGGAUGGAAAGAGAAAAUUUACCAGCUCCACCUGCUGAAGAACCACUACAGGAUAAUAAUAAUGAGAAUGUCAAUGAGGUUGUAAGAGAAGAGGGUGUUGGUGUAAGGGAAGAGGUAAAUGAUGAGGCGGCAGAAGAUAUGCUGGUUGGAGAGGAAGCUAAUUGGAAUCCAAUGGAAUGGGACCGUGUAGCUGCAGAAGAGUUGACAUGGGCUAGAUUGUUGGGACUAGAUGGUUCUAUGGUAUUUUUGGAACAUGUGUUUUGGGUUGUGUCUUUGAAUACAUUUUUCAUUGUUGCAUUUGCUUUUGGCCCUUACCAGAUAGGGCAAUUAGGAGCAUCCAUAGCUGGUUUUACAGCCGAGGGACCAUUUGCAGGCCCAUUGAAAGCAUUGUCAGGAUAUGUGAUAGUUGCUGCAAUUUUAGCCAUUCUACAUGCAAUGGCCUCUUUAUUAAGGCUAAGAAGUGCUAAAAAGGCCCUUGGAUUCUGCUAUGUAGUUGUGAAAGUAGCACUUUUGUCUGUUGUUGAAAUUGGCGUUAUUCCAUUAGUCUGUGGAUGGUGGUUAGACCUCUGUUCAUUAUCUAUGUUUGAUGCCACACUUAAAGACAGAGAGGCAAGCUUACAUGCCGCACCGUGGACUCUCUUGUUUAUUCACUGGCUUGUUGGAAUGGUCUAUGUAUACUAUUUUGCAUCAUUCAUUUUAUUAUUGAGAGAAGUCCUAAGACCAGGAGUUCUUUGGUUUUUAAAAAAUCUUAAUGAUCCGGAUUUUAGUCCUGUUCAGGAAAUGAUUCAUCUACCUGUGUGGUCACAUAUUCGUCGACUAAUUGUAUCAGCAAUGGUGUUUGGUACAGCUGUUCUCUUCAUGCUGUGGUUGCCCAUUCGAGUGAUUAAAUAUACUUUACCCGGCUUCUUACCCUAUGCUGUUGCCGUGCACACGGAAGCUCCAGUUAAUGAACUGAGUUUGGAGCUACUUUUGUUGCAGGUGAUCCUCCCAGCCUUAUUAGAGCAGUCUCAUACUCGUACAUGGCUGAAAGCCGGUCUUCGUGCGUGGUGCUCUUGCGCAGCUGGUAUUCUAGGUCUUCGCUCGUACCUACUGGGACAGGCGAGCAGGCAGGCAGAUCAAAACCCGCCCCCACAUCCUCCCCAUCAGCUGGGAGCUGCUCAUCAGGCACUAAUGUGGCGGGAAGGGCCGGCCGGCUUCGAGCCGUACGUUAGAGUUUCAUGGUUUCCCCUGCGUUUGGCGGCUUUGCUUGGUCUCGUCUCCAUCUCACUUGUUAUGGCGAGUGCCCUCACUUUGGUGAUACCAGUGGCUAUCGGAAGAAAGGUGAUGACAAUAUGGUUGCCCAAGGCAUCUGAAGGUGUACAUGAACUUUAUACGGCAGCUUGUGGUAUGUACGUGUGUUGGGCCGCGGGUCGAGGGGGGGCGUUGGCAGCAGGAUGGGCAAGGGGAGGGCGAGCAGCUCUCGUGAAUCGGACAGCCGUGUGGGCAAGUCGGGCAGCUCGCGCCGCUUUGGCUGCCCUCGCCCUGCUCGGCCUUGUGCCGCUUAUGUUUGGGCUGCUGCUCGAACUGGUUUUAGUAAUCCCCCUUCGGGUACCCCUAGAACAGUCGCCUGUGCUCUUCGUAUGGCAGGAUUGGGCUUUAGGAGUAUUAUAUACCAAGAUCGUGUGUGCCCUCACAAUGAUGGGUCCAGAUUGGAGUAUGCGAAGGGCCAUCGAAAAGGCGUAUAGGGACGGAAUACGGGAAAUGGAUCUUAAGUUCAUCCUCCGCUCAGUGGCGGCUCCAUUAGUACGAUGGCUGGGUCUCGCUUUGGCGGUUCCGUACGCGUUCGCUCACAGCGUCGCCCCGCUCGUUGUGACGUCAAGCGUGCAACGGAACUUGCUCGCUCGCCGAGUAUACCCGGCUCUUCUCAUCAUCUCUGUAUUGGCUGGACUUGCAAUCUUCCAUAUCCGCCAAUUCCGAAAGUUAUACGAGCAUAUAAAGAAUGACAAGUACCUCGUGGGACAACGCCUGGUGAACUACGACCACAGACGACACAAACAUGUCACUUCCAACUGAACGCGUCUUCUCUUUGAUUUGUUCAUAUUUUUAAUAAUUAAAAAUAAAAUACUGCUUUUUCUUAAUAUGUGUACGAUUAACAUAAACAUAUUAUAUACUUUGAUAAUUUGUUUAAAAAAAUAUUAAUGUAAUUUUAAUAAAAUAAAUGUAUUUAUCUGUGUCCUAAUAAAGGCAAUUUGAAUUAAGAAUCCAACGCAGAACAUUGUUAAUGUCAGAUUGUCAAUUGUCAAAAAGUAAUUUAAAAAAGGAACGCGUUUUGUGAAAGCAGUAUUUUAUCGGAAUAAUGUUAAUAAAUUUUACUUCCAUCUUUUCUAUUAAGCAUCUUAAGAAACGGUUAUUAGUAGUGUUUUAUUUAGACAUUUUUAUGAAAUUGCUCAGUCUUAGUGCUAGGUUUUAUAUCAGAGAUUGUCAAACGAGAGUGGACAUGUUUGGGGACUUCCUUAACAACGCAACUGUAUAUUGCUUUUAUUUUAAGGCUUAUUUCAUUAAAAUACUCUAUUUUAAUAGCAUUGUUGUGUUAGUGACAUCGGGCUUUAUGUAAUUAGACCUAGACAUUGUAAAUAUUUGAAGAAUUGUUAAGAAAAUGAACAAAUCUAUGAGCAUGAACUAGUUUUAAUUUAUUUUACAAGUGGAUUUCGAGCCAUACGUUGCAGAAAUAUAAAGCAACGUUGCUAUGGCGACUAUUACGUUACCAUGGUAACCGUUACGAUAAGCGUUGCCACGGUAACCGAUUGUAAAAUGUUGGAACUAGAUACUAGUGGAUCACGCUCAGGCACUGUCUCAUUUGCACUUGUGAUAUUUUUAAUUUUUAAGACAAGGACAUACUGAUUUUGAAUUGUAGAAAUGAAGGUUUAUGAUAUAAAUAUUAUUUAUGUGGAAUGUAAUUAAAGUAAAUGGCGCGAAA